GCUGGCUGCGCUCUUCUACGGGGCGCUGGCGGCCCUGGUGCUGCUGGGCGUGCGGGACGUGAUGUUCCUCUACGAGGAGAACCGGUGCAGCAUGACCUACAUGUACGAGUACCCCGAGUAUCUGAAAAUAAAAUUACCUAAGAAAACAGCCAGACGAUACCCAGCAUAUGAGCUAUAUCUUUAUGGGGAAGGGAGCUAUGCUGAAGAAAACAAAAAUCUCCUAUUGACAGGAAUUCCAGUUCUCUUUCUUCCUGGGAAUGCUGGCAGUUACAAACAAGUACGUUCUCUUGGCUCCAUUGCACUUAGAAAAGCAGAAGAUGUUGACUUCAAGUAUCAUUUUAACUUCUUCAGUGUCAACUUUAAUGAGGAGUUGGUUGCAUUGUAUGGUGGUAGCCUGCAGCGACAGACCAAGUUUGUGCAUGAAUGCAUAAAAGUAAUUCUUAAGUUGUACAGGGAUCAAGAAUUUGCACCAAGCAGUGUAGCAAUAGUUGGGCAUUCCAUGGGUGGUCUUGUUGCAAGAGCACUGCUCACUCUGAAGAAUUUUAAGCCUGAACUUAUAAACCUGCUCAUUACACAAGCCACACCUCACAUUGCACCUGUAAUGCCUUUAGACAGAUAUCUUACUGAUUUUUAUACAGCUGUAAACAGUCAUUGGAUUCUAAAGGCCCAAGAUUUAAGAAAUUUAACUACCCUUUCUGUGGCGGGAGGAUUCAGAGAUUACCAAGUUCGUUCAGGACUGGCUUUUCUACCAAGAUUGAGUCAACAUGACAGUGCCUUAUCUGUUGUGAGCUCAGCUGUGCCUAAAGCUUGGGCCUCAACUGACCAUCUCUCCAUAGUGUGGUGCAAAGAACUGAUCCUGGCUACCAUUAGAGCUUUUUUUGAUCUCAUAGAUGAAAACACAAGGCAGAUAACUGAGGAUCCAAAGAAGAGAAUGUCUGUUCUGAAUCACCACUUUGUGAGACACCCUGCAAAGAUGUUUGAGGAAAAUCCUGAAGCUUUUACAAACCUCACAGGAGCUUUCAUGUGGAUUACAGUCAAAGGCUCAAAAUGGACUUACUCAGUUUACAAUGAUUCUGAUGGAAAAUAUUUCGUAUUUCCUCUUGCAAGCCACAGAAAAUCAUACAGUCAUGUUUACUGUGAAAAUAGUAUGUUGGACACAAGUAGCUGGAUUUAUGGCUGCAUGAGCACUAAUUCAUCAAUGUGCCUGGAAGCUGCUGAUUUAUCCUGGAGAGCUGAGUUACUUCCAACCACCAAGGUUGUAAUGCUGAAACUUCUGGACUAUCCUUCUUUGUCCCACAUUGUCAUUCAGGUACCACCUGCAGUUGGCAAUAAGUAUACUUUGGGCUGUGAAUUCUUCAAAGAGGAUUCCAGAACAGUACAGCUCCCUGUAACACAUCUCUUUUCAUUUGGGCUUUCUUCAAGCAAAAUUCUAUUAAAUUCAAGUGGAUUACUUUACAAUGUACAGCUUCAGCACUUCAACCAAAUAUAUCAAGCUUUCAAAAUUUAUAUAGACAGCCACUGCCAGCCACUCAAAGAAAGAAAACCUAGUGUUUACAGACUUCAUAUCCCCUGGUCAUAUGAAGACUCAAUAACUGUAGCGAAAGUUCCAUCUCUUGCUGAGGUUUCUGCCAAGCUGCACAUUGCUCAGCCUCACAAUGACAGCAGCCUUCCAGAGUUAAUCAUCUAUUCUUCUCCAGACUGUCAGUAUGAAGUAAUUCUCAAGACAUCACUUCUACAGGUUCUUGGGCAGAUAGUAAGGUUCCAUGCUGGUGCUUUUCCAGUGUAUAUUGUUUCUAAUAUUCUUCUUACUUAUGGAGGACAACUGAGCACACUGAGAUCAACAGGCCAGUGUUCAGACUUCUCCCUUGAACUAGUUAGGACAGCAAAGCCCUACAAAGUAGAACCUCUUAUAAGCAUUGUUGUGUUUCUGCAGGGGUUUAACUGGUUUAGAGAGAUAUGGGAAUCACUGUCACUACCAGAGGUGGAUGCUGCUGUACUGAGUAGUCAGGAUGCAUGGUUCCCCCUUGUGUCCCUGAUUCUAUUUCUUUUUGGGACAGGCAUUGCCUACUGGAGUGGAGUAUUUUUCUCUGCAUCUCUGAGGCUCUUCUCUUCAUUAUGGUUAACUCUGAUUAGACCUACUGAACUUCAAAAAGAUAAGUUAAUUACACCCAGAAGACUCUGUGGGAUGAUAUCUCUUGCUUUGGUUAGCUGGACCACUUGCGGUUCAUUUGCUGUACUCAUUAUUUAUCUUCAAUACUUGUUCAAGGUUGUAAAACUGCAUGUGACUGUAAAAGCAGAGCAAAACAUGCACAACAGGGAUUCAGGCCACUCAAAAGAAACUUCACAGAACUCCAGUACACACACAGUCCAAGCCCAGAGUUCAUUGGACAGCAUUCCAGAAGCAACACAGUCUCCUUCCAACAGUAAAACACUUGCGGAAGCUGUGAACAGUCUUAAGAUGCACAUUACAAUCCUUAAUUUAUUCACGUGGAUUGUGCUGCUCAACUUGCCAUCUUUAAUUUAUUGGUUAAAAAAUCUCAGGUACAAUGUUAGACUUGAUCCUGAUCCCUGUAGAUCCACAGCUAUUAUCCUCGUGUGUAUUUUAGAAAUUCUAAUGAGCUCAAGUACAUCUGAAGUGAAAUCAAGUAAACUCUUGAAGAUUGCAGCCAAAGUUCCACUCCCUUUGUCUGUUGCAAUGCUGGCCUUUGGACGAAUGCAUUUAUACAGAGUCCCACACUUUGUAACCUUUUCUCUUCUUCUACAUGUGCUGUGCUGUUUUGUGUAAUGUUCAUUCUAUAUAGGACAUAUAUAGGACAAUGCACCCUAGAAACUUAACACUGGAGAUGGGAAAAAUUGCAACACAGAAAUGCCUAAAUUAAUAUGAUCAGUAGUUUACAUUAUGUGGGAAAGAGGACAGAACUGUGAAUACUUUACAAAAAAUUCAUGGUUUUAUUCAUGUUGCUUAGAAAAAUUUUCCUGGUGUUUAUUUCAUGUCUCUGAAAAUGGGGUGGUUUUACUGUGUGUAAGCACAUGACUCAUAUCAGUGCAGCAUCUCAAUACUCUGCCUUGUAGACACCUUGGUAUUUCACUAUACUGCUUUGUGAAAACAGACCUUUUUUACUCACUGUGCCAUGCAGUGUCUGUGUUCUGAACUUGCAUCUCUUGCAGGUCUAAAGUAUGCUGGUUAAAACUCAAUACAUUUCAAGCACACUGUGACUAUCACAAAAACCACACAGCCAAGUAUACUUUGAAUUAUUUUAUGUUACAUUCAAAAGCUGCCACAUUUGUGUCUAGACAAACUAGAAUGUACUGCUUAUAUAGAACUGUUACUUCUAUCAAAUCAUUUGUUCAAUCAGUGUGAGUUGAACAUUUGUGAGAUUAUUGCAAGUCUUACACAUUUUACUUUUUGUGAGAGUGAGAAAACAACAGUAUUCUAUGUAGCUUUCUAUUCAGGAAGGAUACCAGCAGAUUCAUAAACAAUUUGCUGUAAUGUUGUUUUAAAACAUUGUCAGUUUUCUCUGGAAUUUUGAAAAUAAUCCUUGGACUUUGUCCAUAUGUAGAAGCUAGCAAACAUUGAAAUAUGGUGUGAGUUAACAGUGCAGUUGCUGCACUCCUUCUAAGUAAAUAAGGCAGGCUUUUUUCCUAAACAGAGAAUCAACCCCCUCCUAAUAAAUGCC
Ficedula albicollis (Collared flycatcher) is the source of this 3677-nucleotide messenger RNA. RefSeq names its product post-GPI attachment to proteins 1 (gene PGAP1). The transcript has 28 exons. Gene Ontology annotation, molecular function: phosphatidylinositol deacylase activity. Gene Ontology annotation, cellular component: endoplasmic reticulum. Lineage: Eukaryota; Metazoa; Chordata; Aves; Passeriformes; Muscicapidae. The coding region runs from base 62 to 2785 and encodes 907 amino acids. The record is from RefSeq and is a predicted model, not a curated record. Gene Ontology annotation, biological process: GPI anchor metabolic process; endoplasmic reticulum to Golgi vesicle-mediated transport.